This is a messenger RNA of Gorilla gorilla gorilla (western lowland gorilla), 760 nucleotides long. RefSeq lists its product as uncharacterized. NCBI's taxonomy places the organism in Eukaryota, Metazoa, Chordata, Mammalia, Primates, Hominidae. The record is from RefSeq and is a predicted model, not a curated record.
CCCCAGGGCCCUGCUGCUGCCUUACCUUGCUGGGGUGACUGCUUGAUUAAAGACCCCAAGACUGGACCAGGCCCUGGUGUCCCCAGACCUGCAGCUAUGGCCCAACAAGGCAGGUGUUUGAGGAGGCCCUGCACAGGGUCCCAGGACUGCACCAGGGGCCUCAUCAGCAACCUGCUGAACUGGUGGUGUGAGGGGAGGGUGGGCUCCCUUGGUGGUAUCCUCUCUCUACCUCAGUGGGGGCUGGUGGGCCCUGAGAUGGAGGCAUCUCCUUGGGCCCUGCUGAAGAUGGCAGUAGUGGGUGAGCUCCUGGUGGGGGGAUGGGUGUGGGGCCGACUCCUCCAUCCCACAUGGGCUCCUGUGCCUCUCCCUAUCAUCAGUUGGCCAAUGGAGCUUGAGAACAAGCUGUUGCUGCCAGAUAAAGCAGCAAAACCUGCUCCACUGCCCACCGCAGGCCCCCUUCCCUUCCUCCACCAGGCUGAGUGGAGAACCCUAAAGCUACGGGACAGGCUCCCGUUCCCCGUGCCUACAUAGGGUGCUGGCUCUGGCAGAAAGACAGUGUGCCUGCCCCGCAUCACCUGUCCCAGUGCGAACACCUUGGGAAGGGGGUUCCUGGUGGUCCUGUGACAACCAGAGACCCCCAGGGCCAAGGUGCCCACCCCUGGUCCCUCAAGAACUGCAAGCAAAUGCUGGUCCUGGGGAGUUGGGCAGGCACGGGGCUAGCUGCAAGCAUCUGUCUUCCCCCAGGAGGCCACUGCAGCCC